AUGCCAAGCAAGUUUUUUGCGGCGCCUAGAGAAAAGCAGCUGGAGGAGCAGAUGAGGCUUUCGGGGGUGGAGGUCCUGGUGGUCGAUCCGGAGAUGGACCGAAGGUCCACCACACAAAUCUACGGCAAGCUCCGUGAAUCAAUUGAUCAAUCCAUCGGCGUAGACUGUGAGGGCCAUCAUGGGGAAUUGGGCAAGAAGGGCCCAUUGAUGGUGCAAGUCGCAUCGAGCUCCGUCGUCGUGGUGGAGGUCCGCACCCAGUCCGGGCUCUAUUCCCCAGACCUUCGGAAGUUGCUGGCAGACGCCAGCAUCCAAAAAGUUUUCUGCCAAGGGAAGGGGGACAUCCAGGCCUUGAAAAACUGCUCCCCGGGCAUGGAGGUUCUGGGCCCCGUGGCCGAUCUGAAGGACAUGGCCCACCUGCAUCCCACGCCGGGGCUUGCUGCUUUCCUGAGCCGGGGUGAUCCUGACGAAGCGACUUGGAAAAAGCAGAGCUUCAAAAAGAAAGGCUGGUGGAGGCUGGAAUCCGGACAAGACAUGCUCGCCGAGCCCGGCUUUGUAUCAUAUGCAGCCGCCGAUGCCUGGGGGACUCUACUUGCUCACGGAAUGCUGGCAGCUGCAACACCAGCAACAACGACAGCUCCUGCGACGAAGGCAAAAUCCAGGAGAAGGCGAGGCAAUCGAAAACCCUCUCAGAAUCACCUUCCCGCUUCGUUCGAGCCUCCUAUGCCACAUGCUGUUGUUCCGUCUGCGCCGCAAGUGCCGCACACUCCCCAAGCUUCCUGGACAUGUUUCAGCGGCUUCUGUCGGAUGGGAGGUUCUUGCUGGGCUUUUGCGUGA
Molecule: messenger RNA, 834 nt
Organism: Symbiodinium sp. CCMP2456
Lineage: Eukaryota; Dinophyceae; Suessiales; Symbiodiniaceae
Source: the annotation of a GenBank genome assembly